GUUUGAGAGCCGCCAAAGGCAACAAAAACAAAGAAAUCGGCAUUAGCAUUUUGGAAGCCAAAGCGAAAAUAUUAAAUUAGAAAAUUAGAUAAAUGAGUGGCUUUCGUCGUAAUUAUUGCAGAUUUUUUCAUUGGGGUCCAAUUACCGCUCUGAGUAUCAUAAAAUGCAUAACGCUGACAACGCUCUAUAUGAACUCAAUGUGGUGGCCACCAAAUGAAUCAUUCGCCGCCUUUGCACAUCAGGGACUAUUCUUAAUGCUUUCCACAUUAGCUACAUUCAAUUACGUCAUGGCCACUCUGACAGGGCCCGGCCUGUUGCCAAAACAAUGGCAUCCAAAGGAUCCCAAGGACACACAGUUCCUGCAAUACUGCAAGCAGUGCGAGGGCUUUAAGGCACCUCGUUCUCAUCAUUGUCGCAAAUGCAAUCGAUGCGUUAAAAAAAUGGAUCAUCAUUGUCCGUGGAUUAAUCACUGCGUUGGCUGGGCCAAUCAUGCGUAUUUUACUUAUUUCCUCCUCUUUUCCAUACUGGGCAGCCUUCAGGGUACUGUGGUGCUCAGUUGUUCAUUCUAUCGUGGAAUUUAUCGUUACUAUUAUUUGACACAUGGAUUGACACACUUGGCCAGUGUCCAAUUCACGUUAAUGAGCAUUAUCAUGUGCAUUUUGGGCAUGGGUCUAGCCAUUGGCGUGGUCAUUGGUCUGAGCAUGCUGCUCUACAUUCAGCUCAAGACGAUUGUGACGAACCAGACGGGUAUAGAGAUCUGGAUUGUGGAGAAAGCCCGCUAUCGACUUUAUCGCAAUGGCGAAAGCGAGGAUGAAUUUGUCUAUCCGUAUGAUCUCGGCUGGAAACUCAAUAUGCGUCAGGUAUUCGAUGAGGAUUGUCGAAGCCGCGGCGAUGGCAUUGAAUGGGCCGUGGCUAAGGGUUGUGAUCAAUUUACUUUAACUCGCGAACAACUCGCCCAAAAAGAGGAGAAACGAGCCCGCACCCGCACUUAUAAAUGCAUUGGCAAUGUCACUGGACGUUGGCUACCAAUUUGGUCGCAAGGCUGGCGUGUCUGUGUGGCUGCACCUUGCACAGAUGAGCCGCGUAUUCGCCUGCAACCCGAUGAUAUCAUUAAGGUAACGCGUUUCCGAAAGCAUUGGCUUUUUGGUGAGCGUGUGCCCACCGAGAAAGAAUUGGCCGAUGGGAAGAAACGUUUGCGGAAAGGUGCUAUUCGCGGUUGGUUUCCACGACGCAGUGUCAUCGAGAUCAACGAGGUGAUACAGGAUUGCCUGGACAGCAGUGGUGAACUAUCUCCGUCUCAGAAUGGACAUAGUCAGCUCAAGCAACAGCAGCGGAAUGGCCACUCAAAGAAAUAUAUGUGAUGACGGACAAGUUUGAUUUGAUAUAUAUCAUUUGGAACACAUGCCAUGGCAAUUGCUAAGAUUUUUCUGCAGCCAAUGUGAUGGCUAAGGAAGAUCAGCGCUUGUAAAUAAGUAUAAGUCACAGAAAAACGCCUGGUUAACUAAAGCUCGACUAGAGCUUCUUCACGCGAUUCCCCAGUUUCAGGUGUGCAGCCUUCUCCUUUACUUUGUUUACGCUGUUAACGAAUAAAGAUUAUUGAAAGUUUGACCAUAAA
Molecule: messenger RNA, 1615 nt
Organism: Drosophila willistoni
Lineage: Eukaryota; Metazoa; Arthropoda; Insecta; Diptera; Drosophilidae
Product: palmitoyltransferase ZDHHC6
Exons: 5
Coding region: 93-1361 (422 amino acids)
Biological process (GO): protein palmitoylation
Cellular component (GO): Golgi apparatus
Molecular function (GO): palmitoyltransferase activity
Source: RefSeq, a predicted model, not a curated record